This is a messenger RNA of Coregonus sp. 'balchen', 12949 nucleotides long. The record is from the annotation of a GenBank genome assembly. NCBI's taxonomy places the organism in Eukaryota, Metazoa, Chordata, Actinopteri, Salmoniformes, Salmonidae.
CCUUAAAUUAAGACCAAAAAGCUAGUUUUUGUUUUGACGAAUUUUGACGAUACAUCUAGCUAGUGGAAACCUCAUUUGAAUGAAGGAGCAAUUUGUCGGUACAGUAGCUAGCAACUGUCAUGUCUAUCCGAUUUCUUAUAAAACUCGAGUUAAAGAAGAAUCAUCGGUCACUGUUUUCUUUCAAUGUCGAGGAGCUGGUUAUCACAGUUGUUAACUUUUACAUGUGUUAAGUUCCAGGAUUACUCGCUUGAUUGGCAAACAAAGGCUAUUUUGCAAGUUAGCUUGCUUGACACUGAUAUUACCAGCCAACGCCCGGUAGCAACCGUCGCUGGCUAGCUUUUAGGCUUUUUCUUCUUGCACCGGGCUCAUAUUGAAAAAUGUCAUACGUGGACUGACAAAGGCUACUGCUGUCAAAUGAACUGUCAGACCUCAUAAGUAACAGAAGGACUUGUGGUUAAGUGCAUCAUAUCUAACUAGCAUGUUACACUUGUUCCCUGUAUCUGUUAAAGUCCUAGGGCAAUUAUAAAGUUCUGUUCCCAUUAUGGUGUAUAGUUUUUAGGAUGUUUUUUACUGUAGUUAUUCCAUUUGUUAGCAAUGAAUGCACAAUCAUGACCCUAUUGACAAUUUGAUUGUGCUAGUCAUCAAUGACUGACUGCCUUAGCCGAGAAUCUGAAAUGAAACUAAAAUGUAUGAUACACUCCUGCAGUAAGUGGAGUGGAUGUCUGAGCCUCGGGUCACUGUGGGGCAAGAUGAGGCAGGGGCCGGGAGAGAGGAGAAAGAAGCUGAAUCUGCACCACUGAAUCAGCCCUCCAAUGAAGCCUCCAGGCCUGGACAGCUAAGGUUGGUACCUCUGAUGACCCUCACAACAGUCUUCCUGCUUUCAGAAAAGUUCCAUUAUUCUUAGGGGUGCGCUAAUGAGCACUGCUGGCUUGGUUAUGAUGCGCCCACCAUAGUAGCUGGAACUCUGCUGAAAAGGACAGUGUGACAAGAACAUGUCAGAGCCUAUAACGUUUGGGUUGACACAGAUGUGUAAGAAGGGUAUAACAGUCCCAUCCCACACUGUUCUUUCUCACAGGCUGCCCUCAGGCUCUCGGCUCCCCUCUGCUGAACCGAGCCCUUCCCCGUCUGCUGAAGGAAGCGGCUUGCUGUCGUUGCCGUGGGAGAUGGUGGCUCGCAUCGCCUCGCACCUCCCAGCACAGUGUGUCAUCACGGUCCUGCCACAGGUGUGUGUGUCAGUGGACAGCGUCAUACCUGUCCUGGAUACCGAUCUGCUUCUGCUUUAGCUUGUCCAGCAUGCCAAUGACAACAGAGUUGGCAAAACAUUUUUACAUUUACAGUGGGGAAAAAAUGUAUUUAGUCAGCCACCAAUUGUGCAAGUUCUCCCACUUAAAAAGAUGAGAGAGGCCUGUAAUUUUCAUCAUAGGUACACGUCAACUAUGACAGACAAAAUGAGAUUUUUUUUCUCCAGAAAAUCACAUUGUAGGAUUUUUAAUGAAUUUAUUUGCAAAUUAUGGUGGAAAAUAAGUAUUUGGUCAAUAACAAAAGUUUCUCAAUACUUUGUUAUAUACCCUUUGUUGGCAAUGACACAGGUCAAACGUUUUCUGUAAGUCUUCACAAGGUUUUCACACACUGUUGCUGGUAUUUUGGCCCAUUCCUCUAGAGCAGUGACGUUUUGGGGCUGUCGCUGGGCAACACAGACUUUCAACUCCCUCCAAAGAUUUUCUAUGGGGUUGAGAUCUGGAGACUGGCUAGGCCACUCCAGGACCUUGAAAUGCUUCUUACGAAGCCACUCCUUUGUUGCCCGGGCGGUGUGUUUGGGAUCAUUGUCAUGCUGAAAGACCCAGCCACGUUUCAUCUUCAAUGCCCUUGCUGAUGGAAGGAGGUUUUCACUCAAAAUCUCACGAUACAUGGCCCCAUUCAUUCUUUCCUUUACACGGAUCAGUCGUCCUGGUCCCUUUGCAGAAAAACAGCCCCAAAGCAUGAUGUUUCCACCCCCAUGCUUCACAGUAGGUAUGGUGUUCUUUGGAUGCAACUCAGCAUUCUUUGUCCUCCAAACACGACGAGUUGAGUUUUUACCAAAAAGUUAUAUUUUGGUUUCAUCUGACCAUAUGACAUUCUCCCAAUCCUCUUCUGGAUCAUCCAAAUGCACUCUAGCAAACUUCAGACGGGCCUGGACAUGUACUGGCUUAAGCAAGGGGUCACGUCUGGCACUGCAGGAUUUGAGUCCCUGGCGGCGUAGUGUGUUACUGAUGGUAGGCUUUGUUACUUUGGUCCCAGCUCUCUGCAGGUCAUUCACUAGGUCCCCCCGUGUGGUUCUGGGAUUUUUGCUCACCGUUCUUGUGAUCAUUUUGACCCCACGGGGUGAGAUCUUGCGUGGAGCCCCAGAUCAAGGGAGAUUAUCAGUGGUCUUGUAUGUCUUCCAUUUCCUAAUAAUUGCUCCCACGGUUGAUUUCUUCAAACCAAGCUGCUUACCUAUUGCAGAUUCAGUCUUCCCAGCCUGGUGCAGGUCUACAAUUUUGUUUCUGGUGUCCUUUGACAGCUCUUUGGUCUUGGCCAUAGUGGAGUUUGGAGUGUGACUGUUUGAGGUUGUGGACAGGUGUCUUUUAUACUGAUAACAAGUUCAAACAGGUGCCAUUAAUACAGGUAACGAGUGGAGGACAGAGGAGCCUCUUAAAGAAGAAGUUACAGGUCUGUGAGAGCCAGAAAUCUUGCUUGUUUGUAGGUGACCAAAUACUUAUUUUCCACCAUAAUUAGCAAAUAAACUCAUUAAAAAUCCUACAAUGUGAUUUUCUGGAUUUUGUUUUCUCAAUUUGUCUGUCAUAGUUGACGUGUACCUAUGAUGAAACUUACAGGCCUCUCUCAUCUUUUUAAGUGGGAGAACUUGCACAAUUGGUGGCUGACUAAAUACUUUUUUUCCCCCACUGUACAUUUUAGUCAUUUAGCAGACGCUCUUAUCCAGAGCGACUUACCUUACCAUUUUCAUACUGGCCCCCCUGGCCCCCCGUGGGAAUCGAACCCACAACCCUGGCGUUGCAAGCGCCAUGCUCUACCAACUGAGCUACACGGGGCCUAAUGCCAUAAUAGACUGGAAACCAUGCUAGGCUAGGGACAUUUGGAAAAAGCUACAGGCUUAAUCUUUUAGAAAAAGAAAUGGUUGAGUUGUUUAUGUAUCUGAGCUGUACUGGGCUGUCCUGACCUGGUUACACAUCCAUCAUAGCUGCUGGAAACAUGCUGGAAAGGAUCUUGUGAAAAUAAAAUGUCCAAGUCAGCCUAGUACGGUUCAGGCCAGCCCUACAGUGUGAAUCAGGUCCAUGUCUCUCCCUCUACAGGUGUGUCACGCCCUGGGAAAUGUGGGUAAGGACAGCACGGCAUGGCAGUUGCGGGCAUGCAGGCUAACCGGUCCCAGAGCCUCCUUCCCCGUGGGGCCACGGGACGGCUUUGACUGGCCCUCGGCCUGCCUGGAGAUGGAGGAGCUGAUCACUUGCUGGACGGGCCAGGGGGAGAGGGCCGCCAGGGAGGCCGAGCAGGCAGAGAGGGAGAGAGAGGUGGAGAGGGCCCAGGAGAGGGAAAGGGAUAGAGAGGCCCUGGCAGAGGAAGGGAUUGGAGAGUGGGAGGAGGUGGAAGAGGGCAGGCCCCAAGUGGAUGAGGGGAUAGAGGUAGAGGAGGUAGGUUUUCGGGUGGAGGGAGUGAUGGCAGUACCGUGGGAUGGGGAGGAGUUGAUGGAGGAGGGAGAGAUGCAGCAAGAUGGGGGAGGGGAUCUACCGAUGGGAGUUGGGGAGGGAGAGGAGAGGCAGGAGGCUGCAGCCGAGGCCAUGAUGGAGGAGGAGAGAGAUGAUGAACAAGGGGUCCUGGAGGCCAUCGAGGUGGAGGAGAGAGAUGAUGAACAAGGGGUCCUGGAGGCCAUCGAGGUGGAGGAGAGAGUGGGAGUUUUGGCGGAUAGAGACGGUCAAGAUUACAUAGCGGGCCCGAAACUGGGAGGAGAGGGAGAGAGAAACGGGUCCAGCUGCCCUCCCAGUCCUCCCCCAGCCCUGGAGCGCCUCUCCCUCCCCUCAGGGCACAUUGCUGAGGUCAACUCGGUUCUCUUGGUGGGGGGAGAGGGGGCAGUGUGUGCCUCAGGCUCCCGGGACAGGAACGUGAACCUGUGGGACCUACGGGAGGGGGGCUCCACGGGCAGGCUGCUCCAUACACUGGGGGGCCAGGGCCUCUUCAGCACCCACAAAGGCUGGGUGUGGUGCCUGGCGGCCCGGGGACCCCUGCUGGCCUCGGGCUCCUUCGACAGCACAGUGAGGCUAUGGGACCUGGGGGCCCAAGGGGCUGAGAGGGGCCUAAUCAGGGCCCGGGCUGCCGUGCUCUGCCUGGCCCUCCCCCAGACGGACGUGCUGCUGGCCGGCACCUAUGACAAGAAGGUCAGCGUCUACGACACCAGAGGUGAGUGAUUCAUAAGAAGGGCACUUGUAGUCUCUGUUCUACUAAAUUAGAUUAUAUCAGUCGAUAAAAGUGAACACAAACAAUACUAAUGGUUAUCGUAUAGAAAUAGACUUACUGAGGGGUAAUUGGACAAAGGGCCUUUUCCCGUCUAGUAAUUAUAUUUCUAUGCGUUAUCCUUUGGUUGGCCAAAUGGACUGCCCAUUCAGAAUAUAUCAGUUGAUUAGAGCAAAUCCAGAAACUAUCAAUUGUCAGACGUCGUUGGAUGAUGAUGUCAUGAUCUGUCUGUGCUGCAGUGGCGGAGCCCCUUGUGAAGAGCCUGCGUCUCCAUAGCAACGCGGUGCUGUGCCUGGUAGCAGACGAGCAGUACAUCCUAUCUGGGAGUAAAGACCGCACUGUGGUCAUCUACGACCGAAGAGCAGGGAAAACCCUGCAGAAACUACAGGUACAAACACACACACACACACAUAUACACAUGCAUGCGAACACACACACUUACACACAGACUGUAUAAGAAUAGUAGAAUAAUUACAAUUUACUGUUCAUGUACUCCCCACACUUAGGGUUGCAAAGGGAGGGUAUAUUACUGGAAACUUUCAAAGUAUUUUGGGGUACUUCAGAUCAUCACAGGUGUGUGUAGACACAGAUAUAAAAAAUUAAUACUGUUAUUUAUAUAUAUGUAUAUUAGUGCAUUCGGAAAGUAUUCAGACCCUUUCCCUUUUUCCACAUUUUGUUACGUUACAGCCUUAUUCUACAAUGGAUUUUAAAAAGUUUUCCCUCAUCAAUCGACACACAAUACCCCAUAAUGACAAAGUGAAAACAGGUUUUUAUAAAAUUUUUCAAAUGUAUUACAAAUAGAAAACAGAAAUACCUUAUUUACAUAAGUAUUCAGCUCUUUGCUAUGAGACUUGAAAUUGAGCUCAGGUGCAUCCUGUUUCCAUUGAUCAUCCUUGAGAUGUUUCUACAACUUGAUUGGAGUCCACCUGUGGUAAAUUCUAUUGAUUGGACAUGAUUUGGAAAGGCACACACCUAUCUAUAUAAGGUCCCACAGUUGACAGUGCAUGUCAGAGCGAAAACAAAGCCAUGAGGUCGAAGGAAUUGUCCGUAGAGCUCCGAGACUGGAUUGUGUCGAGGCACAGAAGGGUACCAAAACAUUUCUGCAAGACUGAAGAUCCCCAAGAACACAGUGGCAUCCAUCAUUCUUAAAUGGAAGAAGAUUGGAACCACCUAGACUCUUCCUAGAGCAGGCCACACUGCCAAAUUGAGCAAUUGGGGGAGAAGGGCCUUGGUCAGGGAGGUGACCAAGAACCCGAUUGUCACUCUGACAGAGCUGCAGAGUUCCUCUGUGGAGAUGGGAGAACCUUUCAGAAGAACAACUAUCUCUGUAGCACUCCACCAAUCAGGCCUUAAUGGUAGAGUGGCCAGACGGAACCCACUCCUCAGUAAAAGGCAAAUGACAGCCCACUUGGAGUUUGCCAGAAGGCGCCUAAAGGACUCUCAGACCAUGAGAAACAAGAUUCUCUGGUCUGAUGAAACCAAGAUUGAACUCUUUGUUCUGAUUCCAAGCGUCACGUCUGGAGGAAACCUGGCACCAUCCCUACGGUGAAGCAUGGUGGUGGCAGCAUCAUGUUGUGGGGAUGUUUUUCAGUGCCAGGGACUGGGAUACUAGUCAGGUUCGAGGGAAAGAUGAAUGGAGCAAAGUACAGAGAGAUCCUUGAUGAAAACCAGCUCCAGAGCGCUCAGGACCUCAGGCUGGGGGCGAAGCUUGUAGCGUCAUACCUAAGAAGACUUGAGGCUGUAAUUGCUGCCAAAGGUGCUUCAACAAAGUGCUGAGUAAAGGGUCUGAAUACUUAUGUGAAUGUGAUAUUCAUUUAUUGUUGUAUUUUUAAUUUUUGCAAACAUUUCUAAAAACCUGUUUUUGCUUUGUCAAUAUGGGGUAUUGUGUGUAGAUUGAUGAGGGGGAAAAAACAAUUUAAUCAAUUAUAGAAUAAGGCUGUAACGUAACAAAGUGGAAAAAGUCAAGAGGUCUGAAUACUUUCUGAAUGCGCUGUGUGUGUGUGUGUGUGUAUAUAAUAUUAAUUUGAUAUUACUUUAUAUUAUGAAUACAUUUUAAAACAUUAUUCCAGUAUAAAUUCCCAAAGUUACCAUAGAUUGCCAUAGUUUACCUGUUAAUUAGAAAAAUUACAGAAGAUUCCGGUAACUGGUAAUUUACCGGUUGCUUUGCAACCCUACCCACACUCACCAACACACAUCCCUACAUAACUAUCCUUUUUCCCAUUAGAAGGUGGUCUAUCAGUUCACUGGGAGUGGAUUAUAGCCAGACCCAUAUCUGUUUGUGCUGUUUUUUUUUUGUUUUUUUUGGGGGGGGGGGUAGAUCAGCUUUAAUAUUGCAGAUAGAUUGUAGCUUCGAUCAAUGUAAUUGUUUGCAUCAUUUCCAAGUAGGCUUCUACUUCCAGCUUAUACGGGCACAAUGUCUUUUACAAUAGAUAUCUUUUGUUUGUUUUUAAUCCCAUCCUUCAGCUACCCUCAACCCCUCCCAUUUAUCUCUGAAGACCAUCCAGUUUGAUUUCUAUUUGCCAUAUACUUUUAACUGUGCUGUUUCACAAAAGUUCUGAACCUAUAUAGAUGUUACGGACACAGCAUAUUUUACAUUAGCUAUCGUGUUGUUUUUAGUCCCACCCUUCAGCUCCACUCAACCCCCACCAUCUAUCUCUUAACACCAUCCAUUUUUAUUCUUCUAUUUGCCAUAUAUUUUUCAACUGUGCUGUGAUGUUUCUCAAAAGUUCUGAACCUUUCUAUUCUCAUAGUUUCUACAGAUUGUAAAUUAAAGAUACUGAUUUUUGCUAAAAGUAUUAUAUUAUUGAUCGAUUGACAAUUACUUUUCAAAUCACCCAGCAGUGCUAUUUGCAGAGUUAGCUAUUUGCAGAGUUAGCUUCAGCCAUUCCUGGACCUGCGACCAAAAACAAGCUACAUAUGGACAGUACCAAAACAAAUGAUCUAAUGAUUCUGUCUCUUCGCAGCAAAAUCUGCAGAGCUGGGAUGGUUGUAUCCCCCAUAUAUAUAACAUUCUAUUGGUUGCAAGAAUUUUGUACAGUGGGGAAAAAAAGUAUUUAGUCAGCCACCAAUUGUGCAAGUUCUCCCACUUAAAAAGAUGAGAGAGGCCUGUAAUUUUCAUCAUAGGUACACGUCAACUAUGACAGACAAAUUGAGAAAAAAAAUGAAUUUAUUUGCAAAUUAUGGUGGAAAAUAAGUAUUUGGUCACCUACAAACAAGCAAGAUUUCUGGCUCUCACAGACCUGUAACUUCUUCUUUAAGAGGCUCCUCUGUCCUCCACUCGUUACCUGUAUUAAUGGCACCUGUUUGAAAAUGUUAUCAGUAUAAAAGACACCUGUCCACAACCUCAAACAGUCACACUCCAAACUCCACUAUGGCCAAGACCAAAGAGCUGUCAAAGGACACCAGAAACAAAAUUGUAGACCUGCACCAGGCUGGGAAGACUGAAUCUGCAAUAGGUAAGCAGCUUGGUUUGAAGAAAUCAACCGUGGGAGCAAUUAUUAGGAAAUGGAAGACAUACAAGACCACUGAUAAUCUCCCUCGAUCUGGGACUCCACGCAAGAUCUCACACCGUGGGGUCAAAAUGAUCACAAGAACGGUGAGCAAAAAUCCCAAAACCACACGGGGGGACCUAGUGAAUGACCUGCAGAGAGCUGGGACCAAAGUAACAAAGCCUACCAUCAGUAACACACUACGCCGCCAGGGACUCAAAUCCUGCAGUGCCAGACGUGACCCCCUGCUUAAGCCAGUACAUGUCCAGGCCCGUCUGAAGUUUGCUAGAGUGCAUUUGGAUGAUCCAGAAGAGGAUUGGGAGAAUGUCAUAUGGUCAGAUGAAACCAAAAUAGAACUUUUUGGUAAAAACUCAACUCGUCGUGUUUGGAGGACAAAGAAUGCUGAGUUGCAUCCAAAGAACACCAUACCUACUGUGAAGCAUGGGGGUGGAAACAUCAUGCUUUGGGGCUGUUUUUCUGCAAAGGGACCAGGACGACUGAUCCGUGUAAAGGAAAGAAUGAAUGGGGCCAUGUAUCGUGAGAUUUUGAGUGAAAACCUCCAGCCAAUCAGUAAGGGCAUUGAAGAUGAAACGUGGCUGGGUCUUUCAGCAUGACAAUGAUCCCAAACACACCGCCCGGGCAACGAAGGAGUGGCUUCGUAAGAAGCAUUUCAAGGUCCUGGAGUGGUCUAGCCAGUCUCCAGAUCUCAACCCCAUAGAAAAUCUUUGGAGGGAGUUGAAAGUCCGUGUUGCCCAGCGACAGCCCCAAAACAUCACAGCUCUAGAGGAGAUCUGCAUGGAGGAAUGGGCCAAAAUACCAGCAACAGUGUGUGAAAACCUUGUUAAGACUUACAGAAAACAUUUGACCUGUGUCAUUGCCAACAAAGGGUAUAUAACAAAGUAUUGAGAAACUUUUGUUAUUGACCAAAUACUUAUUUUCCACCAUAAUUUGCAAAUAAAUUCAUAAAAAAUCCUACAAUGUGAUUUUCUGGAAUUUUUUUUCUCAUUUUGUCUGUCAUAGAUGACGUGUACCUAUGAUGAAAAUUACAGGCCUCUCUCAUCUUUUUAAGUGGGAGAACUUGCACAAUUGAUGGCUGACUAAAUACUUUUUUUCCCCACUGUAUAAUAAUUUAAAUAGAAAAUUGUUAUUCUAAAUCCGUCGUCGUUUUGCGUAUCAGUUCAUAAACCAUGUGCCAUGGAAUCGGUACAUCGAAAAUCUCUUCCCAACUAUUUUGUAAUCUAAACUCAGCAAAAAAAGAAAUGUCCUCUCACUGUCAACUGCGUUUAUUUUCAGCAAACUUAAAAUGUGUAAAUAUUUGUAUGAACAUAACAAGAUUCAACAACUGAGACAUAAACUGAACAAGUUCCACAGACAUGUGACUAACAGAAAUUGAAUAAUGUGUCCCUGAACAAAGGGGGGGGGGGGGGGGGGGUCAAAAUCAAAAGUAACAGUCAGUAUCUGGCCACCAGCUGCAUUAAAUACUGCAGUGCAUCUCCUCAUGGACUGCACCAGAUUUGCCAGUUCUUGCUGUGAGAUGUUACCCCACUCUUCCACCAAGGCACCUGCAAGUUCCUGGACAUUUCUGGGGGGAAUGGCCCUAGCCCUCACCCUCCGAUCCAACAGGUCCCAGACGUGCUCAAUGGGAUUGAGAUCCGGGCUCUUCGCUGGCCAUGGCAGAACACUGACAUUCCUGUCUUGCAGGAAAUCAUGCACAGAACGAGCAGUAUGGCUGGUGGCAUUGUCAUACUGGAGGGUCAUGUCAGGAUGAGCCUGCAGGAAGGGUACCACAUGAGGGAGGAGGAUGUCUUCCUGUAACGCACAGCGUUGAGAUUGCCUGCAAUGACAACAAGCUCAGUCCGAUGAUGCUGUGAUACACCGCCCCAGACCAUGACGGACCCUCCACCUCCAAAUCGAUCCUGCUCCAGAGUACAGGCCUCGGUGUAACGCUCAUUCCUUCGACGAUAAAUGCGAAUCCGACCAUCACCCCUGGUGAGACAAAACCACGACUCGUCAGUGAAGAGCACAUUUUGCCAGUCCUGUCUGGUCCAGCGAUGGUGGGUUUGUGCCCAUAGGCGAUGUUGUUGCCGGUGAUGUCUGGUGAGGACCUGCCUUACAACAGGCCUACAAGCCCUCAGUCCAGCCUCUCUCAGCCUAUUGCGGACAGCCUGAGCACUGAUGGAGGGAUUGUGCGUUCCUGGUGUAACUUGGGCAGUUGUUGUUGCCAUCCUGUACCUGUCCCGCAGGUGUGAUGUUCGGAUGUACCGAUCCUGUGCAGGUGUUGUUACACGUGGUCUGCCACUGCGAGGACGAUCAGCUGUUCGUCCUGUCCCUCUGUAGCGCUGUCUUAGGCGUCUCACAGUACAGACAUUGCAAUUUAUUGCCCUGGCCACAUCUGCAGUCCUCAUGCCUCCUUGCAGCAUGCCUAAGGCACGCUCACGCAGAUGAGCAGGGACCCUGGGCAUCUUUCUUUUGGUGUUUUUCAGAGUCAGUAGAAAGGCCUCUUUGGUGUCUUAAGUUUUCAUAACUGUGACCUUAAUUGCCUACCGUCUGAAAGCUGUUAGUGUCUUAACGACCGUUCCACAUGUGCAUGUUCAUUAAUUGUUUAUGGUUCAUUGAACAAGCAUGGGAAACAAUGUUUAAACACUUUACAAUGAAGAUCUGUGAAGUUAUUUGGAUUUUCAUGAAUUAUCUUUGAAAGACAGGGUCCUGAAAAAGGGAUGUUUCUUUUUUUGCUGAGUUUAUAUGGCACAGCUGUCAAUGUUUUGGUCCUUAAAUGAAACUGGUAUACUUUUUGAUUUAUCACAAUUUUCUUUAACCAAUUUUGAUCUUUAAUGCAGGGCCAACAGACAAGUUCCUUACUUUCUCCCCCUUCCGCUUGUGCUGUUUUGUCUUAUUUGUUUCGACAAUGACCAGGAGUUGGCAAGUCUGCACAAACAGAUCCAGGACCAGGCUAUAAUAGGUUAAUAUGUGUGUCUUCAUUCUGGUUUGUCUCCUCUCCCCAGCUGAGCUCCUACCUGCUGUCAAUGUGCUACAGUGGCAGUGAGGUGUGGGCGGGGGACAACCGGGGCAUGCUCCAUGCCUUCUCCAUGCAGGCCGGUUCCGUCAAGCCCCUCUCCCAGUUCGACGUGGGACACACCUCGCUGGUCACCGGCAUCCACAGGUCCCCUGGGAGCCUCUACACCUGCUCCGCUGACCGCACCAUCAAGGUACGUCAUGUUAGCCUGGUUAAACCAGUCUGAAUGCUGUGAAACAAUGGUGAACAUGGCGUUCUGUCUGGUUUAUGCCAGGCAUACACUACACGAUUUUGCCACGUUUUUGCCGUCCCAGAUUGAAAUUUCAUGAUCGGGGUAAAAUCCUAUGAAUUUGGACUAGGGUCAGUACUUCGGGACCCAUUUGUUUGAGCGGGUCAAGGACUCACCGAUGAUGGCUGUUCUGUUCUCCAGACCCCUGUCGGAUGUCCCAAUAAUUUUCUGACAUGUCAGACAUUUUUGUUGUGUAUCUUGUAGUAUGAGCAGUGCUACAACGCGAUUGGGCAAGGUCUGCUGCCAAUAGCCAAUGAGCAUUCAGCAUGUGAGACCAAAACAAAGAGGAAAGCAACAACAACAAAAUGCAUGGUGUGGACCGAGGUGAUGGAAGAUUUUGUUUUACAUGGCCCGGUGCCCCAAAUGGGUGGAGUUAGAUAUUUUAGACCAUUCCAUUGGUCCUUAAGUGAAAUCUCCACCCACCUGGGGCACCGGGCCUUGCAAAACGAAUUCCAGCAAUAUUAAAUCUGCGUCCAUGAUAGAAACCAAAAAGAGAAUUUCAUAUUAUCAUUAUUAUUUCAUAUGAAGUACAUAUUCUGGGCCUCCGUCUUUUUUAUGUUUCUGCACAUAAUAAUGUGCACACUAAUAAAGCAGCUUACUGUUUGCGUGUCGGCAUUUUUUUCCUACGACAACCGAGAAACACAGGGUAGCUAGGGAAUCAUCGUGUAAUGUGAGAACCCACAUCCUUGGGUUGAGGAUGGACAGAAUGAAAGAUUUGAAGGAAAUGUGAGCACGUCCAAGUUGUUAAGAUUUUAGAACAGCAUUAGCCAGGCUUACACCCUGGAGCCCACUAAUUGAAUAGAAUAGAAUGUCUUUAUUGUCCAUCCGGGGAUGGGAAUUUGUCUUUGCAUCACAAUACAAUAAUGAUUAUAACAUAUGUAGUAAUAUCUCUUCAGCUCUGUUGUAAUGGUAUUCUGUUUAGGGGUUUUAGAUAGAUUUCUACUUUAUUGUCCUCAAAGAGGAUGAUAAUUUUCACUCCCAUUUGCGUCGGCUAAUGCUGAUACUAAUAAAUCAAAUCAGUUACAAACAACAUUAAACCAUUAUCAAAACCGUGUGCGUUGAUGACAUGGAUGUACAAAAUCCAUGUUUCUUCCUUCCCUGUUCCUAUCUUAUCAACCAUUCAUUUUCCAGGUGCACCUCCCCUGUGCCCCUCCAAGGACGCUGUGCACACUGCACCACCAAGCAGGCGUCAAUGGGGUGAGUCUCUCCCCUCUCUCUCACAUUGUCACUUUUUUUAUUUAGAGAUUCUGAUGGCUUGUAGGUGUCCUGUUAAUCUCUCUCCUUAGUCUCCUACCUUUAUCUGGUUGAAGAAAAAUGUGUUUUACUCUCUCUCUCUCUGUUCCUCUCUCUCUCUCUGUAGUUGAGUGUGGAGGCAGGAGUGCUGGCUAUCGCCUCAGGAGAAAUGUGUGUGGAGGUGUGGAGGGCAAGGAGGUGAGUGGGGCCACAAGGGCCACCACACCCACCCUAAUCUACUUACGUUCCUGAAGUGAUGCAAGAUGACUGACGUAUAAUGCUCUGUCAUUUACAUGAACAACUUUCUCAUAUGCAGUGAGAAUGUUGAUGUGAAGGACCAGUGUUCUUAGCUUUACACCCAAAAACUAUAUACAAAACUAAAAUAUUUUGUGUCUGUGUGAUUCCCAUGCAUUUUUUCAAAGAAAAGAACACACAAAAAAGCUC